CGCUAAAAAAGAUCCUAACUUCAAUAGAAGUAUCUGGGCGGAUGGUCAAAUGGGCGGUCGAGCUAUCAGAGUAUGACAUCCGGUACGCUCCGAGACCUGCGAUAAAGGCGCAGAUCCUGGCGGAUUUUAUCGCAGAAGGGGUGACCCUCGAAACAACACCAGAAGGAGUGUGGGAGGUUUACGUGGAUGGCGCGACAAGCAAACAUGGUGCCGGCAAGGGAGUCGUCGUACGCACCCCCACGGGUGUUGUGCACGAAAUAGCAAUCUGGUUCGGAGCUCUGAAGACGAAUAACGCAGCCGAGUACGAAGCCAUCCUAGCAGGAAUGACAGCCGCCAACGACUUGGGCCCUAGAACAAUCAUGGUGCUCUCCGAUUCAUCACUAGCAGUUAACCAACUGAAUGGAGCCUUCGACGCCAAAGAAGACGCGCUCGCACAUUACAUGGAGCGUGUCAAACAACGGGCAAAUGCCUUCGAGGCGGUGACAUACGUGCAAAUACCUAGGGAAGAAAAUAUGCACGCCGAUGCGCUAUCAAAGUUAGCCACGGCCACCGACUUUGAGUCAACGCGCCUGGUGUCGGUGCAGAAAGAGGAAGAAGAAACCCGCCAAGGGCUGUGGUCAACACCACUCAAACAGCACAGGACGAUGACUGGCGAACACCGAUCAUAAGGUACUUGCAAGACGGCGCGGUGCUAGAGGAUGCCAAGGAGGCAUGGACGUUAAGACAAAAGGCGGCUCGAUGCACCCUAAUUGGAGCGGAAUUGUACCGACGGUCAUACUCGGGAGCAUACCUAAAAUGCAUCGGUGAAGAAGAGGCACACUCCAUGGUUCACGACCUGCACGAAGGACUUUGCGGGAUGCACGCCGGUGCGCGCAGUAUGGAGCGCACGAUACUAUUGCACGGAUACUAUUGGCCGCGAGUAAAAAAAGACACAAAGA
Molecule: messenger RNA, 938 nt
Organism: Linum trigynum
Lineage: Eukaryota; Viridiplantae; Streptophyta; Magnoliopsida; Malpighiales; Linaceae
Source: the annotation of a GenBank genome assembly